Frankliniella occidentalis (western flower thrips) is the source of this 987-nucleotide messenger RNA. Its product is annotated as zinc finger protein 239-like. Gene Ontology annotation, biological process: regulation of transcription by RNA polymerase II. Gene Ontology annotation, cellular component: nucleus. Gene Ontology annotation, molecular function: DNA-binding transcription factor activity, RNA polymerase II-specific; RNA polymerase II transcription regulatory region sequence-specific DNA binding. The transcript has 2 exons. The coding region runs from base 1 to 987 and encodes 328 amino acids. The record is from RefSeq and is a predicted model, not a curated record. Lineage: Eukaryota; Metazoa; Arthropoda; Insecta; Thysanoptera; Thripidae.
AUGGAAACCCUGAAGAGAUCUAAAAGAAAAAGGGCACCAAAGCAAUCCCUCACUGAUGACUUCGACUACGAUGCUCCUAAAACAGUAAAGAAACUGAAGCGGAAGAAACAACCGCAAUGCACCUCAGAAAAUCUUAGUGGACUUUAUCAAUGUGAUCAUUGCCCACUGUCUUUUCAAAAUGAAGAACUCCUUUUUAAACAUGAAGAAGUGCAUUUUGAGACUGAGCAUGUAAAUGUGUGUGGGGAUUGUGGACUUGUGUUUGCUUCCAAAAUGUCCUUGCAUGCCCACAAACGUGUGAAACACAAGGAAAAGUUGAGCUCGAAGGGUCCACGUUUCAAAUGUCAAGUGUGUGAUAAAAUGUUCCUCCAUAAGUCAGGCCUACGAACUCACUUGACUAUUCAUACUGGGGAGAAGCCAUUCAAGUGUGAUGUAUGUGGACUCGAAUUCAGACUUAAUAGUAGUUUACAACGUCACAUGUGCAAAGAGCACUUUAGUUAUAAGCCCUUUAAGUGUGACCAGUGCGGAAAAGAUUUUAGUCAUAACAGUGACUUAAUGCAUCAUGUGCGGUCAGUGCAUGCCAAAGAGCGCCUCUUUGUCUGCCAAAUAUGUCAUGAAAAAUUUACUACUAAUGUUGUUCUAAUGAGGCACAUAAAUAUUCAUUUUGAGUUAAAAUUAAAUGAAUGUAAAGUAUGUGGAGCUAAGUUCUCUCACAGUGGAUCAUUAUAUAAUCACAUGAAAGUUCAUAGUGAAGAAAGAGCAUAUCAGUGCCCAACUUGUGGAAAAAGCUACAAACUGAAAUCUCACUUAAAAAAUCACAGCUGUAAAGUGAAUUCCAGGCAUCCUAGAAAAGAUACGUCAUUAGGAAGCUCAAGUAAAAAAGGUUCAAUUGAUGUUAAUGAUGUGGAGUCAGAGAAGUCACCCAAAAUAGGGGCUCAUCAUGAAUCAGUAUUUAGGCAAGAAUUUAAAUUGCAAGUCAGAUACCCAUGA